Messenger RNA from Neodiprion fabricii, 1347 nucleotides. RefSeq lists its product as uncharacterized. The coding region runs from base 1 to 1347 and encodes 448 amino acids. The transcript has a single exon. The record is from RefSeq and is a predicted model, not a curated record. Gene Ontology annotation, molecular function: nucleic acid binding; zinc ion binding. Lineage: Eukaryota; Metazoa; Arthropoda; Insecta; Hymenoptera; Diprionidae.
AUGAGUAAUAUAAAGGAAACAAACAUGAGUGAGAACGGGUUACACGCCCAACAAGCAGCGAUCGAAGCAGGCGCUGAGAUGAAGAGGACGCAAGCACUGGAACGCCUCGAAACGCUGACCAGCGAAUUGCAUGAGUUUGUCAAAUCAAAGGUCAACAUCCACAAGGAGAUAAAGAGCAAGACGACCAGUGUAGUCACCGCCCUUCGCAGAUUUAAAACACUGGACGAAGAGUGGCAGUCGUCUCGACGACUCACUCCUCGUCUUACUCCGGAGAAAAACAGUCCACCUGCUGUGGAGAUUGAAGGAGAAUCAAUGGACACCGGAUGCGAUGGUGACGGUGAAUCUGUUGCUGAAGAAACAAGUGGAAGUGUCAUCAAGUCUAUCAAGAGAAAAAACCGAAACUCCCCGGGCUUAACAGAUAACAGAAUGACAAAGAAGAAGGACUUGAAACCAAGUCCUCUCAAAAACCUGACGAAGCAGAAUGCUGAGAAAAAAGACGCGAAUGUUUGGACAGAUGUCCAAACGAAGAAAGAGAAAAGGAGGCUAGCCAAAGAGCAGCUCCUAAAAGAGUCUCUAAAGAAGACCAGGCCGGAGCCUAAGCGGAAAAAACCGCACAAAUGGAUCAGGCCUGACGCGCUGAUCAUCCGCCCAGCAGACAAGGCGAAGUAUGCCGAGAUAUUGCGGCGUAUUAAACAGGACGUUCCUGAAGACCAGGUCCGUGAUACGGUCGACAAAGUACACAAGACCAACGCCGGAGACAUGUUGAUUACGCUCUCGAGGAAGAGCACCGACAAAGGCCAAGCCUUACAGAAGGCCAUUGCGGGCAUCCUCCAAGAAGACGCCAAAGUAGUCUGCAAAGGGCCACAGGAGACAAUCGAGAUUCGAGACAUCGAUGACACCACGACGAAGGAAGAUAUCCAGGCCGCCCUGAAACCGGAAGCUGGCGAGAUACCACUAGAGGCAAUAAAGAUCCGUAAUGCCUUUAGAGGUACGCAGAUGGCUACAGUGACGCUACCAGCGACAACAGCACGAAAACUACUGGAUGGAAACGGCAAGAUCCGAAUCGGUUGGGUUAACUGCCGAAUAAGAGCGACGAUGAGACCGGUUCAAUGUUAUAAAUGUUGGCACUUCGGGCACAUUGGAUCCCAGUGUAAGGGCAAAGUUGACCGGUCUAAGCACUGCAUAAGAUGCGGAGAAGAAGGACACAAAAUUGCGGACUGUAAAAAUCCAGCCAAAUGUGUAUUAUGCGCUGAGAAGAAUAGCGAAGAAGUUGCUGCUCACCAUGCCGGCACAUAUAGAUGCCCGGUAUUCCAAGAGGCGCUUCAGAAGAAGACAAGCAAGAAAUAA